Molecule: messenger RNA, 1851 nt
Organism: Eublepharis macularius
Lineage: Eukaryota; Metazoa; Chordata; Lepidosauria; Squamata; Eublepharidae
Product: potassium voltage-gated channel subfamily A member 5-like
Exons: 1
Coding region: 1-1851 (616 amino acids)
Biological process (GO): potassium ion transmembrane transport; protein homooligomerization
Cellular component (GO): membrane; voltage-gated potassium channel complex
Molecular function (GO): delayed rectifier potassium channel activity; protein binding
Source: RefSeq, a predicted model, not a curated record
AUGGAGCUCGCGCUGGUAACGCUGGAGAACGGCGGCGCCACGGCCAUCGGCGGCGAGGCGGGCGGGCGGGCGCCGCGGCGCAGGGGCGACCUGCUGCAGCUGCCCACCUCGGCCGCCUGGCUGAGCGAGUGCGGCGGCAAGGAGGGCUGCCCGCAGGUGGCGGCCGAGCGGGCGGAGCAGGGCGCGGCGGCGGCCGGAGGCCCCUCCGCGCCGUCGCGCGGCCUCGCCUUGCGCCCGCCGCCGCCGCCGCCCGAGGAGGCGACGCUGGCGCCCGAGGAGGGCCACCACCGGCUGGGCAUGGCCAUGGCGCGGGGCCCCUCGGCGGCCGGCGGGCCCUCGUCGUCGUCCUCGGAGGAGGAGGAGGGCGCGGGCGGCGGCGUCGGGGGGCCCCUGCCCAGCCAGCAGCGCGUCCUCAUCAACAUCUCCGGGCUGCGCUUCGAGACGCAGCUGGGCACCCUCAACCAGUUCCCGGACACGCUGCUGGGCGACCCCCAGAAGCGCAUGCGCUACUUCGACCCGCUGCGCAACGAGUACUUCUUCGACCGCAACCGGCCCAGCUUCGACGGCAUCCUCUACUUCUACCAGUCCGGCGGCAAGCUGCGCCGCCCGGUCAACGUCUCCAUCGACGUCUUCGCCGACGAGAUCCGCUUCUACCAGCUGGGCGAGGAGGCCAUGGAGCGCUUCCGCGAGGACGAGGGCUUCAUCAAGGAGGAGGAGAAGCCCCUGCCGGCCAACGAGUUCCAGCGCCAGGUCUGGCUCAUCUUCGAGUACCCGGAGAGCUCCAGCUCGGCGCGGGGCAUCGCCAUCGUCUCCGUCCUGGUCAUCCUCAUCUCCAUCAUCACCUUCUGCCUGGAGACCCUGCCCGAGUUCCGCGACGAGCGGGAACUCCACGUGCCCCUGCUCUCGCCCCUCAAUGCUACGGCCGGAGAGGCCUCCUCGCAGCAGCCCCAGCAGCCCCCCAGCACCCUGACCGACCCCUUCUUCAUCAUCGAGACCACCUGCGUCAUCUGGUUUACCUUCGAGCUGCUGGUGCGCUUCUUCGCCUGCCCCAGCAAGCCCGAGUUCUCCAGGAAUAUCAUGAACAUCAUCGACAUCGUGGCCAUCAUCCCGUACUUCAUCACCUUGGGCACCGAGCUGGCUCAGGAGCAGCAGAAGAAGGAGCAGCCCGGCAGCACCGGCAACGGGGGCCAGCAGCAGGCCAUGUCCUUGGCCAUCCUCCGGGUCAUCCGCCUGGUCAGGGUCUUCCGCAUCUUCAAGCUCUCCAGGCACUCCAAGGGGCUGCAGAUUCUGGGGCAGACGUUGAAAGCGAGCAUGAGGGAACUGGGGCUCCUCAUCUUCUUCCUCUUCAUCGGGGUGAUCCUCUUCUCCAGCGCUGUGUAUUUUGCCGAGGCUGAUGACCCCGACUCACAUUUCUCCAGCAUCCCCGAUGCCUUCUGGUGGGCAGUGGUCACCAUGACGACAGUGGGCUAUGGAGAUAUGAGGCCUGUCACAGUAGGGGGCAAGAUUGUGGGCUCCUUGUGUGCCAUUGCGGGCGUGCUCACCAUUGCCCUGCCGGUCCCUGUUAUCGUGUCCAACUUCAACUACUUCUACCAUCGAGAAACGGACCACGAAGAGCAGGCCAUCCUCAAGGAUGAACCCAGCAGUGCUCAAGGCAGCUCGGCUGGGGACUUGAAGAGACGCAUGAGCAAAAACUCUUUGGACAAAUCUGUUGUGCACUUGGAAAACAUUGAAGGGGUCAACAGUGGGACUGGAUCAGUAGAGAAGGCCAAUAUUAAAGCUAAAAGCAGUGUAGAUCUCAAAAAAUCUCUCUAUGCACUCUGUCUAGACACCAAUAGGGAAACAGACUUAUAG